AUGAGAAUUGAAACAAAACUUAUUUCAUUCACGCUUCUGUUUAGUGUAAUGUUGAUGGAAGCAAAAUUACAGAUUGGGGAAGAUUUUGCAUCUUUCCGGAAGAUGUUAUUCCACUAUCUGUUUCCUCAGGAUUCUCAUGUAGUGAGAGUAAGAAAGCUAGAAGAAAUCCAAACAGUAAACAACGUAACUACAUUAGAUUUCAUCGGAUUAGUAGAGAGAUAUGGCUACCCUGCCGAGGAGCAUUACGUCACAACAGAAGAUGGUUACAAUUUGGUGAUACAUAGAAUGUCAGGAAAUCCUUUAUCUAUAAGUCAAAAGAAAAAAACCGUUGUGUUCUUUCUAGGUGGUCUCUUUUGUUCAUCUGAUAUCUGGGUGUUAGUCGGUCCUAACAAAGACCUUGCAUUUUUAUUAGCUGAUGAAGGAUAUGAUGUAUGGCUUGGAAAUUAUAGGGGAAAUACUUAUUGCAGAUCACAUGUAAAGUUGUCUCCACAAAACAAGGAAUUUUGGCAAUUUAGUCAUCACGAAAUAGGAACGAGGGACCUUCCUGCUAUGAUUGACUAUAUACUUAAUUAUACAAAUCAAGAAACUAUGCAUUCUGUUAGUAUCUCAAUGGGAGGUACCGUAUUAUUUAUUCUAUUAUCCAUGAAGCCCGAAUAUAAUGCAAAAAUAAAACUAGGAAUCUGCUUUGCUCCGAUUGCCAUAUGGAAAGAAGUAUCUCCUGCAAUGAAAUAUUUAUCUAAUAUGACACCAAGUUUAAAGGAAAUUUUUGAUUCCAAUGAAAUAUAUGAAAUAUUAACUUUAACAUCAAUGGGUAUUAAGAUGGCAAGAACGCUGUGUGUAGAUAAUACAAUUACUCAGGCUGUCUGUGUUGCAGCAAUAUACCUAUUAGCCGGAUACGAUCCAGUGCAACUUAAUACUACGAUGAUGCCAACAAUAUUUUCGAAUUAUCCGGCAGGAUCUUCUGUACAAUUAGUAGAUCAUUAUUUCCAAAAUAUAAUUGCAAAAAAAUUUCAAGCAUAUGAUCAUGGAUAUUUUGGCAAUUAUAAGCACUACGGACAAAAUACCCCCAUAAUAUAUAACCUUACCAAAAUUACUGCACCUAUGGCUAUAUAUUAUGGCAAUAACGAUUUGAUUGCUACAAAAGCGAAUACCCUUGAAAUAUAUAAGCAUCUACCGAAUGUCAUUCUGCUGGAGGAAAAUAAAUUAUUUAACCAUUUCGAUUUUAUAAUCGCCAUUAACGCUAAAACUCUAGUAUUCGAUGGAAUAAUUGAACUACUUCAGAAAUUUAAUAAUGAUUUGUAG
This is a messenger RNA of Cyphomyrmex costatus, 1302 nucleotides long. RefSeq names its product gastric triacylglycerol lipase-like. The coding region runs from base 1 to 1302 and encodes 433 amino acids. The record is from RefSeq and is a predicted model, not a curated record. Gene Ontology annotation, biological process: lipid metabolic process. The transcript has 8 exons. Lineage: Eukaryota; Metazoa; Arthropoda; Insecta; Hymenoptera; Formicidae. Gene Ontology annotation, molecular function: hydrolase activity, acting on ester bonds.